Molecule: messenger RNA, 3188 nt
Organism: Calypte anna (Anna's hummingbird)
Lineage: Eukaryota; Metazoa; Chordata; Aves; Apodiformes; Trochilidae
Gene: TADA2A
Product: transcriptional adaptor 2A
Exons: 16
Coding region: 208-1539 (443 amino acids)
Biological process (GO): chromatin remodeling; regulation of transcription by RNA polymerase II
Cellular component (GO): nucleus; SAGA-type complex
Molecular function (GO): zinc ion binding; chromatin binding; protein binding
Source: RefSeq, a predicted model, not a curated record
GGCGGGCGGCGGCGCGCGCGGGGCCUACCCACCGCCUCAGCGUGAGGUGCAGAAAUCAGACUCAGCCAUGUCCUGGCACACAGACUGCUGACAGCCCUUCUGCUUUUCUGCUCAGUUUAGUCCAGGAGGAUCUCAUCUCUGGGGUCAUCCUUUGGGACAGGAUUACACCCUGGGCCUGAAGGCUGGAAGAGCAGGAGGAAGAGAGGGAUGGAACGUUUGGCUUCCUUCAGCAAUGACCCUUUUGAUAAACCUCCCUGCAGAGGUUGCUCCUCAUACCUGACAGAGCCCUAUGUGAAGUGUGCUGAGUGUGGGCCUCCCCCCUUCCUCCUCUGUUUGCAGUGUUUCACACGAGGAUUUGAGUACAAGAAACAUCAAAGUGAUCAUACUUAUGAGAUAAUGACUUCUGAUUUCCCUGUCUUGGAUCCUAACUGGACAGCUCAAGAGGAAAUGGCUCUCCUGGAAGCUGUGAUGGACUGUGGGUUUGGAAACUGGCAGGACGUAGCCAACCAGAUGUGCACAAAAUCCAAGGAGGAGUGUGAGAAACAUUACAUGAAACACUUCAUCAACAACCCCUUGUUUGCAUCUACAUUACUGAACCUGAAGCAGGCAGAGGAGGCACAGCACAACGAGACAGCCAUUCCUUUCCACUCUGCUGAUGAUCCCCCACGGCCCACUUUUGAUUCCUUGCUCUCCAGAGACAUGGCUGGGUACAUGCCAGCCAGAGCUGACUUUGUUGAGGAGUUUGACAACUAUGCUGAAUGGGAUUUGAGAGAUAUUGAUUUUGUAGAAGAUGAUUCAGACAUUUUGCAUGCUCUGAAGAUUGCAGUUGUAGAUAUCUAUCACUCCAGGUUAAAGGAAAGACAGAGAAGAAAAAAAAUUAUAAGAGAUCAUGGCCUAAUCAACCUCAGAAAAUUUCAGAUUUUGGAAAGGAGAUACCCAAAGGAGGUUCAGGACCUGUACGAAGCAAUGCGACGAUUUGCACGAAUUCUUGGCCCAGUGGAGCAUGAUAAGUUCAUUGAGAGCCAUGCAUUGGAAUUUGAGCUGCGGAGGGAAAUAAGGAGACUACAGGAAUACAGAGCAGCAGGAAUCACCAGUUUCUGUAGUGCCAGGACAUACGACCACCUGAAGAAGAGCCGGGAUGAGGAGCGGCUGAAGCGCACGAUGCUGUCGGAGGUGCUGCAGUACAUCCAGGACAGCAGUGCCUGCCAGCAGUGGCUCAGCCGCCAGGCAGACAUUGAUUCUGGCCUGACUCCCUCGGUACCAGUUCCUUCAAACUCAGGCAGACGCAGUGCCCCGCCACUGAACCUCACGGGUCUCCCAGGGACAGAGAAACUCAAUGAGAAGGAGAAGGAGCUCUGUCAGAUGGUGAGGUUGGUCCCUGGAGCCUAUUUAGAAUACAAAGCUGCUUUAGUGAACGAGUGUAACAAACAAGGAGGCCUGAGACUGGCGCAGGCUCGGGCGCUCAUCAAGAUCGAUGUGAACAAAACCAGGAAAAUCUAUGACUUCCUUAUCAGAGAAGGGUACAUCACAAAAGCCUGAGGACAGACAGCAGUGCUUUGGCUGGAGCAGGCAGAUGUGGAGAAGCUUUGAAGUCACUUUGACAGCACUGAAAGAUUUUAGCAGUGUUGAAUGAAGGACAUUUCCUUUUGUUUAAAAUCUUUCGGGGCUUUUUUUUUUUUUUUCUUUUGUAAAAACAAGUAGGAAGCUUUGUUAAAUUGUAAGAAUACUGACAUUUCUUUGUGUGGUUUGCUUUUGACUCUGCUGUUUAACACCACUGUUGUCAGAAUUGUGCUGCCACGUAGCACUGGAAAGAAUCAUUUGCCCUAUAAGCUCAUCUUAAAUGUGAACGGGCAUUCAUGUCUGACACCUCUUGUCACUAAAGAGAGAAUCCUGGCACUUUUAUUCUGACAGGGACACAGAACGAGGACAGAAGAGCAGCAGGUGAUGAGGAUCACAUUUUGUGUGAGUGUGGGGGUAUAGAAAUGAAGUCCCCUCCCUCCUUGUCCUCCUAAAAAAGCAUCAGCUUUCAAAGGAGAUGGCACAUGCCCAAGGGUAUGAAAAUAGAGCUUGCUGUGGCCCGGUCCUUUUAACUUAAUUGUGAUAAAAGAUGGGAAAGGACAUUGCAGGGAAGCUCCUCAACAGUUGUUACUUUUAUGGGAUAUUAGCACAUCUCCCAGCACGGGAGCACUGUGUAAACCCAUCAGCUUCAUCUGCUCACCACUUGAUUUGUGAUUGUCAAGUCAGAUAUAAUCCCUCAGUUUAAGUCUUGGUUGCUUCUUGGAAAGUCUGUGUGUUACCACCAGAGCAGCCUCUUGGAAUGUAAAUGAAAAGAUGCUCAGGACCCCAAAGUUCUCUCCCAAAAGACACCAAGAGCACAACAGACAGCCCAGAGAUGCAGCCCAGCCCCUCCUGCCCUCCACUCCAUGGGUCCUCUCUCUCUCAGUUCCCUGGGUCAGCAAUGACAUUCCACACACACCAAGGAAGCAGUGAUGGGGCAAGCAAAUCCCUACACAUGCACACACCUCCCCAGCACAUCAGAGGAUCCCCAGCACAAAACAUUUGUAUUUGGAAAUGCAGAGUAGGAAGAUGGUUCUUUCAGAUGCAGCCUGGAGCAGGUUACCAGGCAGUGAAGUCUUGCUCACACAGCUUUCCUUGCUAAUGUACAAUGCCAAAGUAACAUCCCAGAAGUAACCUAAAGCUGAAACAGGUGGGGUGUUGGGUGCUCCCAAGUUUUGGGUCUUGUGUAUAAAAGCUUAACUGAGCUACAGCAACUGAUACCUAUUGAAGGUGUUUCACCCCCAAGAGUAAUUAUCCUGUGAAGCGAAGUGUUUUGAUUUGUAAUAAAAUCAAAAUGACUUGAAAUUAUCUUAAAUUGAUGUUCCUGGUCUCUGAGUGAGGCUGUAAAGGUCAGGCAGCUGCCUCUAUCCAUACCCAGCAGCCUCACCACGAGAGAGGAGGUAAAUGCACAGUGGUGGCUGCAUGGAUGUCACCACGGAGUUACCUGAAAAAUAUUAGUGUUUAAAGAAAAGCAGCAGUAAUAAAAUACUUGCUGAAGAUUGAAGUCUGUACAAAUUGAGACUGUACAGGCUGGGAGUGCCAGGGGAAUGAGCAAAGUCAGCUGUAAAUACUUGGAAAUGUUCUUCCCAGUUGUCUUUUAACAUUAAACAAGCAGUCAAGCUACUUCUCCU